Molecule: messenger RNA, 3490 nt
Organism: Crotalus tigris (Tiger rattlesnake)
Lineage: Eukaryota; Metazoa; Chordata; Lepidosauria; Squamata; Viperidae
Gene: TGFB1I1
Product: transforming growth factor beta 1 induced transcript 1
Exons: 11
Coding region: 518-2032 (504 amino acids)
Source: RefSeq, a predicted model, not a curated record
UUAUUGUCACUUUAACAUGAGAUUAUGCACAUGCACACACGCACACAUACAUACACACACAAACACGCAUGGCACAGAAACAACACAAGUCUAGUUCGGAUCAACCCCUCUCUCACCACCCCCCCCAAAGUCCCUAGGAGCGGGGCGUCCUGUUUGGGGAGGCGGGAGGGAACGCUUGGAUGGGCUGACGUUUCCUUGCCCCUAUUUAACCAUCUUCCCCGGAGUGGACGCGAGGCCGCGACGUGUGUGUGUGUGUGUUUGUGUCCGUGUCGAGGCGGAGUGGAGGGGGGGGGGCGCGUCCAUCCUUCCUGCCCAAGCGCGAAUCCCCUUUGCCAUAAAUGGUCACCCGCAACUGCAGCAGCGGCGGCGGCGGCGGCGGCGGCAACGCAGCCAAAGUCGGGUUGGCGGGCGCGGCAACAGCGCGGAGCCUCGCUCCGGGAAGGCGCGUCACUGGGGCGGGGGCCGCCCAGCCUGCAACUGCCGGCCCGGAGUCCGGACCCAGCCUCGCCGGCCCGUGAUGGACGAUCUGGAUGCUCUCCUGGCUGAUCUGGAGACCACCACAUCUCAUAUCUCCAAACGUCCAGUUCUACUCACCGAUUCCGGGGGAUCCCACAGUCAAGACAGGACUCCAGUUUCCAAGCCGACAACUUCAUCUUACAACUCUCAGGCUGGAAAAGCAGCCAUGCCGGCUGAUCCAAUUCCAACAUCAACCCUGCAAGGUGGGAGCGACAAGGAGCAUCUCUAUAGUACAGUCUGCAAGCCUCUCUCGCCCAAGACGAAGGAGGCCGUCCCUCCACCCUUUUCCUCCUCCAGCGGGGUGCUCGGAGCUGGGCUUUGCGAACUGGACCGGCUUCUCCAAGAACUCAACGCAACCCAGUUCAACAUCACUGAUGAAAUAAUGUCCCAAUUCCCAUCCAGCAAAAGUCCUGCUGCAGACAAGGACAAAGAGAGAUUAGACGAUUCGACAGACGGUACUUCUCUAUCCCGGUCAACAGUCUCUCCAUCUGUCAAGCCAACGGCCACCUCAGCAACUCUGGAGCUCGACAAGCUCAUGGCUUCCCUGUCGGAUUUCCGCGUCCAGAGCAACCUUCCGGGAGUCUCUGUCCCCACCACGACUACCACGACCGCCACCACGGUUCCACCAGCACCUGCUCCCACCCAAGUGCCCUCAGCUCAGCAGCCGGUGGUGUCAUCUGUCUGCCCAGGCCCUACUGCGGUGUCUCCCCAGAUGUCCCCAGGCCAGCCCAGUGGGAACCUGGAUAGCAUGCUGGUGAUGCUGGAGUCGGAUCUCAGCCGCCAAGGCAUUUCCACCACAGCCAAGGGCCUGUGUGCAUCCUGUCAAAAACCCAUCGCUGGGCAGGUGGUGACCGCCCUGGGGAGCACCUGGCACCCGGAGCACUUUGUCUGCACCUACUGCCAGAAGGAGAUGGGGGGCAGCAACUUUUUCGAGAAGGACGGCGCCCCCUACUGCGAGAGAGAUUACUUCCAGCUCUUCUCUCCCCGCUGCGGAUUCUGCAACGAACCCAUCCUGGAUAAAAUGGUAACAGCGCUGGAUAAGAAUUGGCACCCGGAACACUUUUGCUGCGUCCAGUGUGGGCGGCCCUUCGGGGAGGAAGGCUUUCAUGAGAAAGACGGGAAGCAGUAUUGUCGCCAGGACUUUUAUGAGCUCUUCUCCACUCGCUGUCAAGGGUGCAGCCAGGCCAUCUUGGAGAAUUACAUCUCGGCUCUCAAUGCCUUGUGGCACCCAGAAUGUUUUGUUUGCAGGGAAUGCUACACCCCGUUCAUGAAUGGCAGCUUCUUCGAGCACAGCGGGCGCCCGUUCUGCGAAAUCCAUUACCACAAGCAACGUGGCUCGCUCUGUUCCGGCUGCGAGAAACCCAUCACCGGCCGUUGCAUUACCGCCAUGGGCCGGAAGUUCCACCCGGAGCAUUUUGUCUGCGCCUUCUGUCUCAAGCAGCUGAACAAAGGCACCUUCAAGGAGCAGAACGAGAAGCCCUAUUGCCACCCCUGCUUUAUCAAGCUCUUUGGGUGACUGGGAGGGGCCCUGGCCUUGUUGUGGUCAGGCCAUGCCUCCUGCGGGCGUGGGAAAGGGGGAGGGCCCACCGUCGGCUUUUGAACAAGCCACGCCCACUGCCACAUAUGGGAAAAACACCUGUGCCUUAAGGGGCUCCACCCCUUCAUCCUGAGAGCCCAUCCACCAUUGCCAAAAACCACGCCUAUAGAUCAGAGCUACUCGCAAGCAAGCAAUGAAGGAAGCAAGUCGGAUCUGCUCCUCCCACUCUUUUCAGGAGCCAGGCCUCUGUUCCCUCACAAGCAGCCAAGAGUUAUCUCCCACCCCAUCCCAGGCCACUUUUAAGUCACCUUCCCCCUCUCCCCCCCCCCAGCACCAGCACCUCUGACAGGAGGCAUUGCCUUAAGCCACAUCCCCAAGAUCAACUGGUGAGGCCCUCAGGAGACCAGGAUGUGAUGCAACCACACCUUUGUCUAUGGAGAUUCUCAGUCAUCCAGGUGAUGAAAAAGCACCUUUGGGACAACCACAUCUCUGGUGUCUUUACCUGUAGACACAGGUUAGCGGCCUUACCUUACAAAUCAAGUCCAAUGUUCUUUGGAACAUCUGAAUAUUCCUGUCCUGAUAUUUAAUUUGUGGAGAGCAAUGGCUCCAUCCAGAUCUACCUGAAAGUCCUCCUGAUCUCCACCUCCAAAUUCAUUCUGUUGUAACCAAAGAUCAACGGUAACUUUUUAGCCGACCUCUAUUUUGAUUGUGUACGAAUACAGAACUGCAACCAUCCAAACUUUGCUAAAAACUACAAUUCCCAGAAGCGCCUGCCAGUGGAAAGAGACACUUAGGAACACCUGGGCCUUUCCAACUUAGUUUAGGGUUGAUCUUUGAUGUGUUGAGUGGGUCCUUUGUGAGUCUGGAUAGGAAGGACAGGGAUGCCAAUAUUUCUAAGGAAGUUGAUGGCACAAGGGAGAACGACAAAACGCACAUGGUUGUGGGGUGCUGCAGUUUAUGGAUUUGCAUCAGAUACCAGGAUGCAAGUUUUGCAUUGACCCUGGGCAUGUUAUUUUUGUCUCCCUCGGGCCUGCUGUGGCGGUCUGUGGUUUAUGGCCUGCUGGAGUUCUUGAAGGAGCUUUUGAUAAGGGACCAGCUAAUAUGGAAAAACAGGAUGAAACAUCUUGUACACACACAUCCCUUGUGUCUUCAGGUUUUUUUCUUGAAAAAAAUGCCACAAAUGACAAUCUUUUAUUUAAAAUAAAUUACCAUGGAGAAAGCAGGGAAGGAGAAUAUGUCAAAGCUCGUCAUUAGGCCGCAUCAAGGCCAUUUUUUUAUCUGUGUAAACCUCCAUGGCAGCUUUUAUGAUAAUGCGACUUGGCCGGGAUGAAGGGGCACGGGCUCUUCCUUCUGCCACUCAGUUUUUUUAUGCCAACUUUUUACCUGCUCACUGCUGUAUUAUAUAAUAAAAUUCACAAUUAAAAAAAAAAGACAUUA